Molecule: messenger RNA, 2208 nt
Organism: Rasamsonia emersonii CBS 393.64
Lineage: Eukaryota; Fungi; Ascomycota; Eurotiomycetes; Eurotiales; Trichocomaceae
Exons: 5
Coding region: 1-2208 (735 amino acids)
Biological process (GO): silent mating-type cassette heterochromatin formation
Cellular component (GO): SHREC complex; rDNA heterochromatin
Source: RefSeq, a predicted model, not a curated record
AUGUCAUCCUCAGACAAUAACGAAUGGGUGGUAGUCCCACUGGACCCUCACUCCUUCAGUGAUGGGGACCCGGCUGCAUGGCCCAAGGGUCCCCAGUUCAGACGGGUCAAUGAUGAAUUAUAUCGGCAUAAGGUGGCCAUGAUGUGGCUUCAAAAGCAAGGCCGGCAGCGUGAGACACGUUGCCAUGUUGCUAGACACGCGUUGAAGAAUGGCAGCAGGAAAUGUGUAUUCCAACUGCAUGUUUCUCCUGUUGGAGGUCCUUCCAUACUGAUGUGGCAAAACAUUCAAUCAGGCAAGAACUACAUCCUGGACAGGCUCCCAGACAACUAUGUUCUCUUUGACCGGCCACGAUAUAGCAACCCUACCAUUCGUGACAAAUUCCUCUGGGGCCACCCGUCAGGAUCUUAUUUUAACUCCCCAAACCAGCUAUUCCCCCAUUUCUGCUGGUUAAUGGAAGGUGGCGUCGGACAGUGCUCUUGCGAAAACUGCAAGAAGAAGACUAUGGUUACUCAAAUUCGGCCCAAGGUGACGGGUGAUAAACCCAAAGAUUCCAGCUGGACUAGACUAGGUCCUCGUGGUCCUCUCGACCUCGAGGGUACGCCAGACGUAUUCCGGGCAGCCAUAUUGAAGCUUAAGCAGAAAGGAACGUUGGACGAGCCUAUCAACGAGUCUCUCAGCAUGGAUUGGCGAGCAGAACGGAAGCAUCUCCAAGCGCACCUCGUCAAAACACGCCUGCAAAACUCGUUCAUUCCUCGUGCGGGUGAGCUAGUCUUGUGGGCCCCAGAAAUGAACGGCGAGCUUGUUUACGAUGAAAAAACGGGGGCGCACCGCGUUUAUUCUUUUAAAACAGGCAGAUGGCUAGGUGUCCCUGCCUGGAGGGCCGGGACGGUAGGUCAGACGCCAGAGGAGGACGUGGUUCUCGAAGAUCUCAUCGAGCCUGUGCCGAAACGCUGGGCCGUCAAUUAUUCCGGAUUUCGUGUGGAGACAUUCCCCGAUCCCAACAGCGACGACAAGAGCGCCUCGCUGCAAGCAAAAUAUGUUCACUUAAACUGCAUACGACCGUUGAAUUACUGGCAGGUAUUCCUGCAAGGGAUUCCGGAGAAAGAUUGGCACCCGUCCAUCAAAAACGCAUUGACCGUGAUGUCUUCUCUAUCGUUGGUGGACAGAUAUCGCUUCAAAGGCACCUGGCCGGAUGCCUCUGUUUUCUGUCGAGGUAUCUUCAUCGGCGCAGAGCUGUUGAUAGUAGGGGAUACGGUGCGGUUGAAGCCAAGAGGCCGCGAGCUGAAUGAUGCGAAUCCGAAGGUGACGGAUGUGCUGGUCAUUGACCGGAUCGAGCUCAAGUUCCUUUCGUGCAUUGAUGAUGUCAGGUCACCUCUGCUGGCAGAGAAGCAUGCUGUGCGGAUUCGAGGCAAAGUCUAUACCAGAUCACCUCAGAAAGCAUAUCGUGAACCCGGCAUGGUCGGACCACCUCAGCCUCUCAGUCGUGAAGAAGUGAUCAAUGCUUUUCAAUAUGUCGGGAUGAAUGGAUACGGAGCGUGGUAUCCUGUCCAUCCUCAGGAUAAGUUCAUAUACAUAUCUCCGGACAUGGUCCUGGGACGGUGUUACGAGCCGGACGCGAUGAAGCUUAUCUUCGACGAUACCUCACUUGGUCUCGAUCUUCACGGCGUGUUAACCGGACGCAAAUAUUCACGCCAGGCGGAUGAGCGCAUCCCACCAGACAAGGAUUGGUUCUGGGGCGAUUAUCGGACGCAAACGCUGGCACUGGACUCGCUCAACGGCGAGGACGUCGGGCGGUACAGCGAGGCGCGCAAUCCGAAGAUGUGGCGAGGCUGUUUGAAAGUCAUCGACGGGACAGCAACAGCAAGCGAUCUUCGCGACGCCGCGCUUCCGCGCGAUCGUGGCCGACCUCCAGCGAGUCUGGCACAGAAAUCGAAAUUUGCCGAGGUGGGCAAGACAAGCAAGCUGGUCAGCAGCGGACUGGGGGCGAAUCUGGACGGCAGCGCCAACGUCAGUUCAACGGGGGAGCUCAGCGAGACUUCUUCAGAGGAUGUGAUUGUUAACGACAGGGACGACUCUUCGGACGAGACUGAGGACUUGGAAGAUUUCACCAAACCGUUGCCCCUGCGCGGCGGGACAGAAGAGACAGAGCUGGGGGAUUAUGUGCCGGAGAACGAGCGCAAGGCCAAACGGCCGAAGUAUGGUAAAUAA